ACAAGAACUUCCUCUUGCUUGCUGUAACAAGACGAACACAAAAAUUACAAGCAAAGAUAAUCAAAUCUGUGAACGGGAGGGGCGGAGACAUGGGCACCCUCUUCGUCUUCUGGUUAACCCUUUCGGGGACACUCAUCUGACAGCUUUAUGGCGAGCCGCGGUGCCCUGUUGCAGUUUGUAAUUUGCAGAAAUCCUACCAGCACAGAACACAGGGGAAUAGUUUGCUAAUCUCGCCGCCCUUGCUCUGUGACCACGUCGAGGACAGAUAUUUUUUUAGUGGCACUAGCAUUUAAGGUGCCUUUGAUUUUUCCAUGGUUCCUCUUAUUCUAAAAAAAAAAAGUGUUUGCAGCUGGAUUUCUUCGUGCAGGUGUUGAUAUGGAGGGAUCAAGGUGGACCACAACCUCCUCGGCGGCUUCAAAAGAACUCAACAAGUGCUUUUAAAAAAAAAAAAAAAAGGUUUAUUUUUCCAUCAACUCAUUGCAUUAACAUGAACGCGGCGUCAAUACUUGGAGGGGAGGAAAAAAAAGUUUUUAUUUUUUAAUUAUUUUUUAUUAACAGAAAAUUAAUGUUCCUGAAAAAGUCAAUUAGAUAAUAGUAAUAAUAAUAUAUAUAUAUUUUUUUAAAAUGACUUCGGUUUGGAAAAGACUUCAGCGAGUUGGAAAGCGAGCAUCUAAGUUUCAGUUCGUGGCGUCCUACCAAGAACUGGUGGUAGAGUGUACAAAAAAGUGGCAGCCAGACAAGCUGAUUGUUGUGUGGACUCGGAGAAACAGACGCAUCUGCUCCAAGCCUCACGGAUGGCAGCCGGGCAUUAAGAACCCUUAUAGGGGCAUGGUGGUGUGGCCAGUGCCAGAGAACGUGGACAUCACUGUCACGCUGUACAAGGACGCACAUACAGAUGAGUUUGAAGACAAGGACUGGACCUUCGUCAUUGAAAACGAGUCGAAGGGACACCGCAAGGUCCUGGCCUCGGUGGAUGUGAACAUGCGCAAGUACGCCAGCGCCAUGCCCACCCAGACCGACCUCACACUCAGACUCAAGCCGCUGUCUGUCAAGGUGGUGGAGGCCACGCUGAAGCUGUCCUUGUCCUGCGUCUUCCUGAGGGAGGGCAAAGCCACGGAUGAGGACAUGCAGAGUCUGGCCAGUCUGAUGAGCGUGAAGCCAACGGACAUCGGCAACCUGGACGAUUUCGCGGACAGCGACGAGGAAGAGGACAGGAGGGCCUCCGGAGCCACAGCUCACCCCCCUGUCUUUUCUUCGGGGUUCAAGGAGAGACGGCUCUACACGGCUACCUGCCUCCCCCCUCCUCACAGCACUGCUGCUAUCGCCUCUGUGCCUGUGGCCCCUGGGCAUGUGGUCCCUUGCCGUGUGGCCCCUGUGCGUGUAGCCCCUGUGCGUGUGGCCCCUGGGCAUCUUACCCCUUGCCGUGUGGCCCCUGUGGCCCCUGUGCCUGAGGGCCCUGUGCGUGAGGCCCCUGUGCCUGUCAUUGCUUCAGGGUUCAAGGAGAGGAGCCCCCCUCCCAGCGCUGCAGUGCCAGCCCCUGUGCCUGCUUCAGUGCCCCCUCGCCCCUCUGAGUUCACCCCUCUCUCAGUCCCGGGCCCUGUGCCUGUGGCCCCUUGCCGUGUGUCCCGUGUGCGUGAGGCCCCUGUGCCUGUGGCCCCUGUGCCCGACAUUGCUUCAGGGUUCAAGGAGAGGAGCCCCCCUCCCAGCGCUGCAGUGCCAGCCCCUGUGCCUGCUUCAGUGCCCCCUCGCCCCUCUGAGUUCACCCCUCUCUCAGUCCCGGGCCCUGUGCCUGUGGCCCCUUGCCGUGUGUCCCGUGUGCGUGAGGCCCCUGUGCCUGUGGCCCCUGUGACUGACAUUGCUUCAGGGUUCAAGGAGAGGAGCCCCCCUCCCAGCGCUGCAGUGCCUGCCCCUGUGCCUGCUUCAGUGCCCCCUCGCCCCUCUGAGUUCACCCCUCUCUCAGUCCCGGACACUGUGCCUGAGGGCCCUGUACCUGUGGCCCCUGUGUGUGUGACCUCUGGGCAUGUGGCCCCUGUACAUGUGACACCUGUGCGUGAGGUCCCUGUACCUGUGGCCCCUGUGCCUGUCAUUGCUUCAGGGUUCAAGGAGAGGAGCCCCCAUCCCAGCGCUGCAGUGCCCGCUUCAGUGCCCCCUCGCCCCUCUGAGUUCACCCCUCUCUCAGAGACCCAGAGACAGCUGGGCACCCUGCAAGAAGAGGCGGACGAUCUCGGAGACACUGCCUUCAGCUUUCCAAAGAUUAAGGACCAGCAGUCCGGCGGCAGGCUACCAGAAAACCAGAUGAAGCCAACAUCGAAGUCAGCCGUGGAGGCUCAACCCAGAGCUGUGAGCACUGGCAAGCCAGAGGACUUCCUGAGGACAACCAGGGCCGCAGGCAGUGUGAGCAUAUCCAAGCAGAGCGCCGCCCAGCCUGGAGGAGAACGAGGUCUGACACCAGAGGACAGAGCAGCGACAGGCAGAGCAGACAGACAGGCGACCGCCGCUAAAGAAAGCCAAGAAGCCACCCCCCCACUGCCACUUCUCGUGAAGCCUGGAGAUGCCACACCCAAGAUGAAGGCCCCUGCUGCUGCUGCUGCUGCUUCCUCGGGCCCUACUAAGGAGCCCCAGGCGCAGGCAGGGGUGGGCAAGAACCCAUUUGAAGACGAUAUGGAAGAAACCGCGCCAUUGGCCGGCCCCACUGCUACCCCGAAGAAGGGUGCCAAUCAAAAGGAGAGCCUGCAGUCUGGAUCGGGAUUGGUGGGUCUGAAGAAGGAGGAGGGGCCCAUGCGCAAAGUGGAGGCUGCGACAGAGAAAGGGGGCAAGAGAACGGAGAGUUUAGCCAACACUGUGCAGCCAUCUAGACCAGAAGCAGCCUUUGCCCCUGCUGACCCAUCCACACAGCUGCCCAGAUUAGAGGGAGCCCAAAUCUCGGGGAGUGUGGCCCAGUCUGUACCUCCAGCCAAACCAGAGGACAGAGCAGCGACAGACAAAGCAGACAGACAGGUGACCGCCGCUAAAGAAAGCCAAGAAGCCACCCCCCCACUGCCACUUCUCGUGAAGCCUGGAGGUGCCACACCCAAGAUGGAGGCCCCUGCUGCUGCUGCUGCUUCCUCGGGCCCUGCUAAGGAGCCCCAAACCCAGGCAGGGGUGGGCAAGAAACCCUUGGUGGAGGUGAAAGAACCCAUGCCAUUGGCCGCCCCCACUGCCACACCUGAGAAGGGAGCCAAUCAAAAGGAGGAGAGCCUCCAGUCAGGAAGGGGAUUGGAUGGUCUGAAGAAGGGGGAGGGGUCUCCAGCACAGAAGGAGAUGGAGAUGGCUGCAGAGGAGGGGCCCAUGCGCAAAGUGGAGGCUGCGGCAGGGAAAGGGGACAGGGGAACGGAGACUUUAGCCAACACUGUGCAGCCAUCUAGACCAGAAGCAGCUGUUGCCCCUGCUGACCCGUCCACACAGCUGCCCAGAUUAAACGGAGCCCAAAUCUCAGGGAGUGCGGCCAAGUCUGUACCUCCAGCCAAAACGGAGGACAGAGCAGCGACAGACAAAGCAGACAGACAGGCGACCGCCGCUAAAGAAAGCCAAGAAGCCACCCCCCCACUGCCACUUCUCGUGAAGCCUGGAGAUGCCACACCCACGAUGGAGGCCCCUGCUGCUGCUGCUGCUGCUUCCUCGGGCCCUACUAAGGAGCCCCAAGCCCAGGCAUGGGUGGGCAAGAAACCCUUGGUGGAGGUGAAAGAACCCAUGCCAUUGGCCGCCCCCAUUGCCAUACUGAAGACAGGGGCCAAUCAAAAGAAGGAAAGCCUCCAGUCUGGUUCGGGAUUGGAUGGUCUGAAGGUGGAGAGGCCUCCAGCACAGAAGGAGGAGGAGAGGCCUGCAGAGGAGGGGCCCAUGCGCAAAGUGGAGGCUGCGGCAGGGAAAGGGGACAGGGGAACGGAGAGUUUAGCCAACACUGUGCAGCCAUCUAGACCAGAAACAGCCGUUGCCCCUGCUGACCCGUCCACACAGCUGCCCAGAUUAGAGGGAGCCCAAAUCUCAGGGAGUGUGGCCCAGUCUUUACCUCCAGCCAAACCAGUGGACAGAGCAGCGACAGACAAAGCAGACAGACAGGCGACCGCCGCUAAAGAAAGCCAAGAAGCCACCCCCCCACUGCCACUUCUCGUGAAGCCUGGAGAUGCCACACCCACGAUGGAGGCCCCUGCUGCUGCUGCUGCUUCCUCGGGCCCUGCUAAGGAGCCCCAAGCCCAGGCAGUGGUGGGCAAGAAGCCCUUGGUGGAAAUGAAAGAACCCAUGCCAUUGGCUGCCCCCACUGCCACAACUGAGAAGGGGGCCAAUCAAAAGGAGGAGAGCCUGAAGUCAGGAAGGGGAUUGGAGGGUCUGAAGAAGGGUGAGGGGUCUCCAGCAGGGAAGGAGGUGGAGAGGCCUGCAGAGGAGGGGCCCAUGCUCAAAGUGGAGGCUGCGGCAGGGAAAGGGGACAGGGGAACGGAGACUUUAGCCAACACUGUGCCGCCAUCUAGACCAGAAGCAGCCGUUGCCCCUGCUGACCCGUCCACACAGCUGCCCAGAUUAGAGGGAGCCCAAAUCUCAGGGAGUGUGGCCCAGUCUGUACCUCCAGCCAAACCAGAGGACAGAGCAGCGACAGACAAAGCAGACAGACAGGCGACCGCCGCUAAAGAAAGCCAAGAAGCCACCCCCCCACUGCCACUUCUCGUGAAGCCUGGAGAUGCCACACCCACGAUGGAGGCCCCUGCUGCUGCUGCUUCCUCGGGCCCUGCUAAGGAGCCCCAGGCCAAGGCAGGGGUGGGCAAGAAGCCCUUGGUGGAAAUGAAAGAACCCAUGCCAUUGGCUGCCCCCACUGCCACAACUGAGAAGGGGGCCAAUCAAAAGGAGGAGAGCCUCCAGUCAGGAAGGGGAUUGGAGGGUCUGACGAAGGGUGAGGGGUCUUCAGCAGGGAAGGAGGUGGAGAGGCCUGCAGAGGAGGGGCCCAUGCGCAAAGUGGAGGCUGCGGCAGGGAAAGGGGACAGGGGAACGGAGACUUUAGCCAACACUGUGCAGCCAUCUAGACCAGAAGCAGCUGUUGCCCCUGCUGACCCAUCCACACAGCUGCCCAGAUUAGAGGGAGCCCAAAUCUCAGGGAGUGUGGCCCAGUCUGUACCUCCAGCCAAACCAGAGGACAGAGCAGCGACAGACAAAGCAGACAGACAGGCGACCGCCGCUAAAGAAAGCCAAGAAGCCACCCCCCCACUGACACUUCUCGUGAAGCCUGGAGAUGCCACACCCACGAUGGAGGCCCCUGCUGCUGCUGCUGCUUCCUCGGACCCUGCUAAGGAGCCCCAGGCCCAGGCAGGGGUGGUCAAGAAGCCCUUGGUGGAAAUGAAAGAACCCAUGCCAUUGGCCGCCCCCACUGCCACACCUGAGAAGGGGGCCAAUCAAAAGGAGGAGAGCCUCCAGUCAGGAAGGGGAUUGGAGGGUCUGAAGAAGGGUGAGGGGUCUCCAGCAGGGAAGGAGGUGGAGAGGCCUGCAGAGGAGGGGCCCAUGCGCAAAGUGGAGGCUGCGGCAGGGAAAGGGGACAGGGGAACGGAGAGUUUAGGCAACACUGUGCAGCCAUCUAGACCAGAAGCAGUCGUUGCCCCUGCUGACCCGUCCACACAGCUGCCCAGAUUAAAGAGAGCCCAAAUCUCAGGGAGUGCGUCCCAGUCUGUACCUCCAGCCAAACCAGAGGACAGAGCAGCGACAGACAAAGCAGACAGACAGGCGACCGCCGCUAAAGAAAGCCAAGAAGCCACCCCCCCACUGCCACUUCUCGUGAAGCCUGGAGAUGCCACACCCACGAUGGAGGCCCCUGCUGAUGCUGCUGCUUCCUCGGGCCCUGCUAAGGAGCCCCAAGCCCAGGCAGGGGUGGGCAAGAAGCCCUUGGUGGAAAUGAAAGAACCCAUGCCAUUGGCUGCCACCACUGCCACACCUGAGAAGGGGGCCAAUCAAAAGGAGGAGAGCCUCCAGUCAGGAAGGGGAUUGGAAGGUCUGAAGAAGGGGGAGGGGUCUCCAGCAGGGAAGGAGGUGGAGAGGCCUGCAGAGGAGGGGCCCAUGCGCAAAGUGGAGGCUGCAGCAGGGAAAGGGGACAGGGGUUCCAUUCCACUGCAGAAGGGGGUGCUGAAGCCCAAAGCGGAUCUUCCAGUCCCAGCAAUUCGUCUGAAGAAGAGACUGAGCUUCACCCAAUCAGAGGACAGCACCCCGCCCCGCUCUACAGAGUCAUCCUGCACAGGGAGCCCCGAGACCAAGCGAGCCCACAGCAACGGAGUCCCGGCACCAGCCAGUCAGAGCCCGGCACAGCCCCCCGCAGCCAAUCCCCUCGUAGCACCCAAGCGCACCAAGAAGAAGGUCCCGCCCCCUCCUGUGUCGAUCGCGGAGACCCCAGAGAGAUGGGAGCAGAGUGAGAGGAGCGAGGCCGCAGCAGUGCACCCGAGUCCUCUCCCCAGUCCAGGGCUGGUCAGUUCGAGCCAGUCUCUUCUGGAAUGGUGCCAGGAGGUUACCAAGGGUUACCGUGCUGUACGCAUCACUAACUACACCACAUCCUGGCGCACUGGCAUGGGCUUCUGUGCCAUCCUGCACCACUUCCACCCAGAAAAGAUAGACUAUGAUGCUUUAGACCCCCAGGACAUCAAAAACAACAACAGGAAGGCCUUCAACGGCUUUGAAAGCCUGGGGAUUUCCCGUCUCCUGGAGCCCGCCGACAUGGUCCUUCUGUCGGUGCCGGACAAGCUGAUAGUCAUGACCUACCUGUGCCAGAUCCGCGCCCACUUCACAGGCCAGGAGCUCAACGUGAUUCAGAUCGAACACAACAGCAGCCAGAGCACUUACAAGGUGGGAAGCUUCGACACAGACACCCACUGCUCCGUUGAGCCAGCCCAGUUCUACGCCGACCGCAUCCAGGCUUCGGGGCUCAAACCCCGGCCCGAAGAGCCCAAGACCUUCCGAGGGGCCGUGGACAAGGAGAGGGAGCUCAACAAGUGCUGUACCCAGGAGGAGAAGGAGAGUCCUGGGGGAAUGCUGGACUCCACUGCAAAGGAUUCUCAACCGGCCUCUAAUGGGAAAGCUAACGGCGCCGAGGUGAAACCGGGGGACUUAGUGCCGCCCCCCCGGACCAAACGGACUCUACUGAAGGUGGAGGGCUUGGAGGAGAGAGUGGAGGGGGAGAGGGAGAGGCUGGGGAGUCAGGGGAGUCAGGGGGGCCCCGUGGCGCCGCCACGCACACACACUGCCGCCAAGUCGGGCUUCUCUCACGUGAGAGAUGCGGACCUGGUGAAGAAGCGGCGGUCUCGUCUGAAGAGCGACUCGCAGUCCAUGGACGAGUCCGAGGUCACGGAAUCCAGCCCCCAGGGGAGAACUGAGACCCCCCUUUCUGAAGCUGGAUCAGCGUCACCUGUGAGACGGCAGAGCCAGGAGACAGAGGGAGAAGGGAAGGCUCCAAAACCAGCCGCAGCAGAGCAGAGGAGAGACAUCGCUGAGGAACACAAGCAGGCAGACGAGGAGUACCUGAAGCUGAAAGACACCAGUCAGUACGUGCUGAGCGAACUGCAAGCAUUGGAGAACGAACAGAAACAUAUUGACAGCAGAGCCAGCGUUGUAGAGAGGAAACUGAGAGAGACCAUGGGCUCAGGUACGAACAGGCUGGAGGAAGAGGAUCUGAUCCAGGAGUGGUUCAUUCUGGUGAACAAGAAAAACGCUCUGAUCAGGAGGCAGGACCACCUGCAGCUUCUUGAGGAAGAGCAGGACCUGGAGCGCAGGUUCGAGCUGCUGAACCGGGAGCUGCGAGCCAUGAUGGGAAUCGAAGACUGGAUGAAGACGGAGGCCCAGCAGCACAGAGAGCAGCUGCUGCUGCAGGAACUCAUCUCCCUGGUGAACAAGCGUGACGAGCUGGUGCGAGACAUGGACGCCCGGGAGAGAGGGGCUCUGGAGGAAGACGAGCGGCUGGAGAGAGGAUUGGAGCAGAGGAGGAGGAAGUACAGCCGGAAAGAGAAGUGUGUGAUCCAGUGAGAGGGGAGGGGUCUGGGUCAGUUCAGAACCAGGGCUUCUCAACACCACCCUGCAGGACCGCACACCCCCUGUGAGCGUGUGUGCGUGUGUGUGUGUGUGUGUGUGUGUGUGUGUGUGUGUGUGUGUUUUCAUAAGAAGUGCCUUGACUGUGAGCUUUGUUUUUAGGUUUUUUUCUUUUAAAUAUUGUAUUUGUAACCCUGAAACACGGCUGUAUGAGACAGAGCAACACAGGAGACACAGUGAAGCCAUCCCCAAAUCCACACCAGCAACAUCAAACUUUACUGUCUCAACACAAGAAUCCUGCCAACGUCUUGCGUGUUUGUUGUUUUUAGGAUUUAUUUUCAUUUUUAUUUAUUCUGUUUCGUCACGUUUGCGUUAAAAGGUACUGCCUGUAAAUCCUACAAGUGGCGUGCGAAAAUGAAAUAUUUGCUAUGGAGGUUGUGUUGUUGGCUCACCUGUGCUCAUUUUGAGGUUAGUUUUACAUCCAUAUAUUAAAUUCAACUUUAAUCAAUAUCAUCUUUUCAUAUUUACUGAGGUUGUUUAAAGACACACUCACAUAAAAAAACAGAUGCAAAAUAGGACCUAAGAAAUGGAUAGGAUUUGACACAAAUGCAAAAAAUAAGAGUCAAUAGAAAAGUUCAUUAAUGCAAAUGGCCCCCCAAUAUAUUAGUAGUUCCAUUAAAGGUGAAACCACUUCCAUAGCAAAUAUUUCCAUCUAGAUCCUUUUAUUGUCAACUUCGAGUUGUCAAUUACUGUUUGUUAUUGUCAGUUUGAAUUGCCAAAAGAAAUGCUCAGGCCUAAUGCAAAGGCAGGCUACAGUUUGAACCUCUGAUGUUCAAUGAAUUAUUUCAGUGUAGAAACACAACCCCCUUCUCUCCAGUACCUGGAGAUGCUGGGCUGUGGUACGAAAUCCACUCACUGUGCAAGGCAGCCCAUGCGUGUCUCUGGAGAGCACUGUCCACUCACUGUGCGUGGCAGCCCAUGCGUGUCUCUGGAGAGCACUGUCCACUCACUGUGCGAGGCAGCCCAUGUGUGUCUCUGGAGAGCACUGUCCACUCACUGUGCGAGGCAGCCCAUGCGUGUCUCUGGAGAGCACUGUCCACUCACUGUGCGAGGCAGCCCAUGCGUGUCUCUGGAGAGCACUGUCCACUCACUGUGCGAUGCAGCCCAUGCGUGUCUCUGGAGAGCACUGUCCACUCACUGUGCGAGGCAGCCCAUGCGUGUCUCUGGAGAGCACUGUCCACUCACUGUGCGAGGCAGCCCAUGCGUGUCUCUGGAGAGCACUGUCCACUCACUGUGCGAGGCAGCCCAUGCGUGUCUCUGGAGAGCACUGCACAGAGUUUAUGCAUUAAGUUUUAUUGUAUUGCUACUCCCUGUAUUUGCACUAUAUGUAAUACUUAUGUUUGGGAAUAAAGCCAUUUUGGACACUCCAAAAA
Molecule: messenger RNA, 9455 nt
Organism: Acipenser ruthenus (sterlet)
Lineage: Eukaryota; Metazoa; Chordata; Actinopteri; Acipenseriformes; Acipenseridae
Product: EH domain-binding protein 1-like protein 1
Exons: 34
Coding region: 625-8019 (2464 amino acids)
Molecular function (GO): protein binding
Source: RefSeq, a predicted model, not a curated record